AUGGCGCCCUCUUCGACUUGCGUGUCCGCGACAGUGGCGUAUUCCAAACGAUCUGAAAAUCUUCAGCACAACACGAUCGACGCUCUUACCAGGAUUUCUCUGUUUGACGAUGCUGGCGAACCACUUGGACCCGUCUCUGGUGGUGGUAGCAGCGGCACUGGAAGUGGCGAAGGGAGUGGUAGUGGAAGCCCAAUACCAAAAAAUUCCCAAGCCAAGCACGAGGUGUCGAUGUCGAAAGCCAGACUUCCCGUCCGCAUCGCGUCGUUGGUUCCUACUGCAGUAUUAGCUUCUUGUAUGCUCGAAGGGUCAACUCAAGUCUACGUGGCAGCCCAUCCUGUUCGGCCAGGUGGUGGUCUCCAGCAACAUUCUGAAUACGAACCACCAGAGGUGACGAUUACUCCGCAACUCCCUUAUCCAGAUGGGCCAACAGUGGCGGCAGUGACCAAAGAGACCGGUUUUCUUCUCCAGCAACAAUCCACCGAACCUGGUGUAUAUACCAACACAGAAUCCAACUCGUUCCCGGUUACGUAUAGCACUGCGAUGGUUACUAGCGGUCUCGACAGUGGUCUUCAACGACAUCCUGGUGAUGAUCCACUGACAAUCGAGAUGAUGGCUUUAGAAGUCCCCUACGGCACCGCGUUCGCAACCAUGCCCCGAGAGACUAGGUUGCAAACGCGGGCCGAAUCCUCACUCUUCCGUCCAAUAGCCGACCAGACCACUCUUGUCUCUUUGAUACACAAGACCGGUACACCUCCGGAAAGUCCUGGCCCACCUCCCAACUCACCUUCAUCUCGCCCUUCGAUCUCAGACCACAUCCUGUCUUUCUUCCCUCUGGUUUCGGGAUUCUUCUUGAUCACAUUGAUCUGGAACCUCUAUAUCCGGGCCGGGCGGGACAGAGGUGGUGCCAAACAGAUCGAUGGAAAGUCGGUCGGAACCAUGGAACUAGAGCGGCUCUUGAGCAAAGCCAAGGGAAAGGUUAGAGCAAGCAGUUCGGGAGCAUGGUUGAGUGCUGCGAAUAAGGGCCCAGCGCCGGUUCUUGCAGACGGUGGCGUCGAUGGGUUCAAGUGGAAACAGUGA
Messenger RNA from Rhinocladiella mackenziei CBS 650.93, 1077 nucleotides. RefSeq lists its product as uncharacterized. Lineage: Eukaryota; Fungi; Ascomycota; Eurotiomycetes; Chaetothyriales; Herpotrichiellaceae. The transcript has a single exon. The record is from RefSeq and is a predicted model, not a curated record. The coding region runs from base 1 to 1077 and encodes 358 amino acids.